AAUGGAAACAAGAUUAUUUAGAAACAAAAUAAUGGAAUAGCUAUUUUGUUGGAAGCAGCUUGAUAUGAUAGAAAGGAAACCUGAGAUAUAGAUUCAGGUCUCAGCUAUGGUGACUUUUCCUUGCUGUCAGUUCUUCAAUCACUCCUUUUCCUCAUCAUUUUAAACAACUAACAAAUAUCUUGUCUUUCCCUCAAAAGAAAAAAAAAGUUAAAAGGGGAGAAACUGGAAAGAAAAAAUUUGUGUUAGAACCAAAAUUUGAGUAUGUAAAGUCUCCACCUCUAAGCAAACUGAGUCAAGAGUUAAAUGUCCUUUUUUGGGGAUUAGGGGAUUAGGUUAAUAGUGAUGUUAAUAAUGAGAAACUUUCAACUGGUAUGAUUUAGUAGAGUUUAACACUAACAAAACUACUUUUCUGUCUUUCAGGAUUUUCCUAUUUACUAGAGGAAUAGUAUCCCUGUGCUGGAACUUUGUGGAACUUGGUCAGCCAACCUAAUGGCAUCUUCUGUUGCUGUGCCUGUAGGAUUUCACUAUGAAACAAAAUAUGUUGUUCUUAGUUAUCUGGGACUCCUUUCAAGGGAGAAACCACAAGAACAGGAUCCUCUCUCAGCUCAAGGGGUCCAGCUAUCUGCAUCUUUACAACCUUUGAACCAAGAGCUUCUACUGAAAAUUAAGACUGAAAUUGAAGAAGAGCUGAGAUCGCUGAAUGAAGAUAUUUCUGAAGCUUUCACCAGCCCAGGCUUUGACUGCCACACAUCUCCAGUAUUCAGCCCUGUUAACCCAGAGACCUCAAUAGAAGAUUGCUUGGCCCAUCUUGGACAGAAGGUGUCACUGGAACUGAAAGAACGCAUGCAGGAAGCAUUGCAGACUCUGCUCAGCCAGCCAGUGAGCUAUCAGGCAUAUCGGGAAUGUACACAGGACACUGCAGCUCUUGCCAGCGGCUGGAAUAAGGUUUUGGUGCCUCUGAUUCUGCUACAGCAAAUGCUGAUGGAAUUGACAAGACGAGGACAGGAGCCUCUUAGUGCAUUGAUACAGUUUGGUGUGACAUAUCUGGAGGACUAUGCUGCAAAUUAUAUAAUUCAACAAGGCGGAUGGGGCACUGUCUUUAAUCUGGAGUCAGAAGAAGAGGACCCUGGAAUUAUUGCAGAGGACAGCAAUGACAUUUAUAUCCUCACCAGUGACAAUUCUGCGCAGGUCACUCCUCCAGAGUCUCCAACGGUGACCUCCUCCUGGCAGUCAGAAAGCUUGCCUGUCUCUCUGUCCGCAAGCCAGAGCUGGCAUACUGAGAACCUACCGGUGUCCUUGGGGCCCGAGUCCUGGCAGCAGAUCGCCAUGGAUCCUGAAGAGGUUAAGAGUUUGGAUAGUAAUGGUGGUGGGGAAGAAAGAAGUGAGAACAACUCUUCCAAUUCUGAUAUUGUGCAUGUGGAGAAAGAGGAAAUACCAGAGGGGAUAGAAGGGGCGGCGGUGGCACUGCAGGUCCAGGGGCAGUUCCUGGACGCCCCUGCCCCCUUGCUUCCAGACAUCACUGCCACUUCCUUGGGACAGGUCCCAGAGACGGGCUCAUUGUCCUUUGUAGAACUUGAGGAGGAGGAGCUCAGAGCAGCAAAGGAGAAGAUGGGUCAGCCUCUGUUGAAAUCAAGCCCCAAAGCUCAUGAAGGGGUUCCUCCCCCAGAGCUGAAGAAAAUGGUGCCUCGGGAAGGAGAGCUAAAACUAAGGAAGGAGGGCCUCUCUGAAGACCUGUCCCCUGCCGGAGAAGAGAAGCACAUUCUGUUGCCAGAGGGCAAGUCCAUCUUGCUGUAUGGUGGCGCUGCUGCGGUUGCCAUGUUGGCAGUGGCGGUUGGAGUGGCUCUGGCACUGAGAAAGAAAUAGCAGAUUAUCCGAAGGGAAGGAAAGCACAAGGAUGACUUGGAGUGACGUUACUAAUGCAAAAGUCCACAGACGUGUCCCUCCUGUGGAUUCAGACACUGUAAGCAUGAGAGAGAAGGGUUAAUUUAGUGGAAUUGGUUGGGAAUUCCUGGGGGCAAAAGAAUUCGUGGCAGACCACCUGAGCAACUGACCUGUCUGUCGUUUACCCCCCUGGAAUUUCUGUUUUCUUAAGGUCCGGGCUGUGGUCGCAGCCGCACCAGUCCAUCCCUUCUCCUACCCCUCCUCUCUCUGUCCUGUAGCAUGGGGGAGCCUCCCCUGGUGUUUCAGCUGCCUCUCAGGUUCUGCACUGCUCCUUUCCAUCCCCAAGUUUCUUCUCAGUCCCCAUGGGAGAGUGCUUGCUCUAUACCUCUGCUCUUACCACUCAAGUCCCCAAAGCUUUCUACAGCUCUGCCUUGUCAAGAUGCUGCCUUUAGAACUCUGAAAACUCCCCCCUAACCAGAGAUA
Gracilinanus agilis (Agile Gracile Mouse Opossum) is the source of this 2364-nucleotide messenger RNA. RefSeq names its product BCL2 like 13 (gene BCL2L13). Gene Ontology annotation, cellular component: mitochondrion. Gene Ontology annotation, biological process: apoptotic process; regulation of apoptotic process. The coding region runs from base 490 to 1863 and encodes 457 amino acids. NCBI's taxonomy places the organism in Eukaryota, Metazoa, Chordata, Mammalia, Didelphimorphia, Didelphidae. The record is from RefSeq and is a predicted model, not a curated record. The transcript has 6 exons.